AUCGCCACAUGAACUCUCUACCCUCCACAGCCCUCACCUCAGCUCAGCUUUACCUACAUUACAUUCUUCAAUUCUCUUUCGGUUAAGAAGAAGACGAAGAGCUUAGUAAAUUCAUCCAUGGCAAUCCCAACUCCUCCAUUUCUCCUCCUCUUCCUCUUCUGCCUCGUAUCUCCGGUCCCGCCAGCUUCUUCCUCUCCGGUGCUCGACCCGGAAUCUGUCGUGCAAGAAGUACACAGGAGCAUCAUCAAUGCCACUAGGACUAGGAGGAACUUGGGUUACCUCUCGUGUGCGACCGGGAACCCCAUUGACGACUGCUGGCGGUGCGACCCCAACUGGGAGAAAAACCGACAGAGACUGGCAGAUUGUGCGAUCGGCUUCGGGAAGAGUGCGGUCGGAGGGAGGGAUGGUAAGAUCUAUGUCGUCACUGACCCAGGUGACGAUGAUCCUGUGACCCCGAAACCCGGGACCCUCCGCCAUGCCGUGAUCCAAGAUGAGCCAUUAUGGAUCAUCUUCGCUAGGGACAUGACCAUUCAACUGAAGGAGGAGCUCAUCAUGAACUCGUUCAAGACCAUCGAUGGGAGAGGGGCCAGCGUUCACAUAGCCGGCGGCCCGUGCAUCACGAUUCAAUACGUGACCAACAUUAUCAUUCACGGGAUACACAUCCAUGACUGCAAGCAAGGAGGAAAUGCCAACGUGCGAAGCUCCCCGAGCCACUACGGGUGGAGGACCAUCUCGGACGGUGAUGGCGUGUCUAUCUUCGGCGGGAGCCACAUCUGGGUCGACCACUGUUCCCUCUCAAACUGCAAAGAUGGUCUCAUCGACGCUAUCUAUGGGUCCACUGCGAUCACCAUCUCCAACAAUUACAUGACCCACCAUGACAAGGUCAUGCUGAUGGGUCACAGUGACACAUACACUCGAGACAAAAACAUGCAGGUCACAAUAGCCUUCAAUCACUUCGGUGAAGGACUAGUCCAGAGGAUGCCCAGAUGCAGGCAUGGGUACUUCCAUGUGGUCAACAAUGACUACACCCAUUGGGAAAUGUAUGCUAUUGGGGGAAGCGCCAACCCCACCAUUAACAGCCAAGGCAAUCGAUUUUUAGCUCCUGAUAUCAGAUUUAGCAAAGAGGUGACCAAACACGAAGAUGCCCCGGAAAGUGAGUGGAAGGACUGGAACUGGAGGUCCGAAGGGGACCUGAUGCUGAACGGGGCAUUCUUCACGCCGUCCGGCGCCGGAGCCUCCUCGAGCUAUGCUAGGGCUUCAAGCUUGGGUGCAAGACCUUCUUCCCUCGUCGGCACAAUCACCACGAGCGCCGGGGCUCUCGGCUGCAAGAAGGGUUCCCGCUGCUGAUCAAUAUAAUUUCGACCCGAAAUUCAUUAGUUCGGAGAUAUCAUCAGUUUCCAUAAGAUCUAUACAUAUGAGCCUCACACGUACAUAAUUCAACAGUGUGAGUGCAUCACAUGUAUCAAUCAAGUGGCAUGCUUGAAUUUUCCGACUAGUACAGGUCGAACUAAGCUAUUCGAGUACCCUCCGAAUGGUUUGAUCAUAGUAAAAGGUAUAUAUAUUGGUUUGGACGGCCGAUAUUUAAGUUAGGCCAUAGAUCAGAAUCAGAUCCACGCCAAUUAAGCCUAGGUUUUCACCCAAUUUUAGGGUUAUUUUUCUUUUUAAGAAAUUAAUGUGUUUCUCUUCUGUACUUUUAUUCUAUAUAUAGGGGCUAGAAGUAGAGUAGAGUUUGGUCUGAUGAUUACAACCUCGGCCUGUUAUCUCUUUGAACUAUUCGAGGAUUCUCUUCGGCUAUGACAAUGCUGGGAGGAAUCUUUAUGGGCUCGGAGAAGAACGAAAGCACUGAAGUGUUGACAUAAUGAUAUAGAUAUAUAUAUACAUACGUACUUUGAUUUGUCCUA
Punica granatum (pomegranate) is the source of this 1901-nucleotide messenger RNA. Lineage: Eukaryota; Viridiplantae; Streptophyta; Magnoliopsida; Myrtales; Lythraceae. The record is from RefSeq and is a predicted model, not a curated record.